GAAAUAUGUUAUGUAACGAUUUAUUUACAAUCAUGCACUCUAUAUAUACACAUCCCGUUAUAGCUUGGAUCAGCCAUGACAGGUGUCCGUCUGUAGUUUGUACAUAGCUACCCUGGAAAAACAGUAAGUACAGGCAAGUUUUAAAAAAUUGUCCUCUGAUGUACGAGGCCCAACAAAUGUAACAGAUUGCGAUCGUCUUUUCUCCCCAGACUUCUCAGGAUGCUCACAAUUCUAGGCUUCCUCAUUCCAUUGCUUAUCAUCCUGAUUCUUGUUGCCGUGUCCUUCCUCUCCAACUUUUCCAUUUGUAGAAAGAUUUAAUGAGACUGUAAGUAAACCAGAAUCUCCAAUCAAUAGAGCACAUCGUUUAUCAUGUCGGGAAAUUAUUACUUUGUAAUUGUUGGACACCUGGACAAUCCAAUUUUUGAGAUGGAGUUUUGUCCACCAAACAGGGCAGCUGAACCGAAGAAGGAUGACCACAGACACCUGAACCAGUUCGUAGCUCACGAGGCGCUGGACCUGGUAGAUGAACAAGUGUGGACCACCAAUAAUAUGUACCUCAAAAUCGUGGAUAAGUUUAAUGAGUGGUUCGUGUCCGCCUUCGUCACCGCAAGCAGAAUGAGAUUUAUGAUGUUACAUGAUGUGAAAAAUGAAGAUGGUAUUAAGAAUUUCUUCACUGAGACAUACGAGAUGUAUAUCAAGCAUUCCAUGAACCCAUUUUAUGAAAUCAACAAACCCAUUGUUUCACCAGCUUUUGAGAAAAAAGUUCAGCUGUAUGGAAGAAAAUAUCUCACUGGAUAGAACUGUUGUAUUGUUUACCGUUAUUGACUUUCAUUGUGUGCAAUAUGACUGUUAUAAGAUGUGAUUGUAAUAGAUGUGUGAAUAAAUGUGUCAAUGUAACUUAG
Molecule: messenger RNA, 902 nt
Organism: Magallana angulata
Lineage: Eukaryota; Metazoa; Mollusca; Bivalvia; Ostreida; Ostreidae
Product: trafficking protein particle complex subunit 2-like
Exons: 6
Coding region: 370-798 (142 amino acids)
Biological process (GO): endoplasmic reticulum to Golgi vesicle-mediated transport
Cellular component (GO): TRAPP complex; cytoplasm; nucleus
Source: RefSeq, a predicted model, not a curated record